AUGGCGUCAAAGGUCCGGGACUGUGACUGUGGCUUCACAGACUCCAGCGACCCAACAGAAAGCGUCUUUUCCAGUUUCUUUGCCGUCAACUUCAGCUCUAUUGCAGAUAAGAGAUUCACGGAGCUCUUUAUUCCCGCCUCGUACGAGGUAGUUCAAGGCGACUCUCCAUACACAAGAGACUUCUCUCCGGACCAGGUACAGCUCUCAUCAACAGGACUUGAGCUCACUGUCUCACCUCUCCCAUCAGGUUCAAAGGCGGUACCCUGUGCGCAGAUCAUCAGUCGUUCAAAGUCAUAUUUCUAUGGCUCUUAUCAUGCACGAUUCCGCGUCGGAACCGUGCCUGGGACGGUGACCGCUUUUUACAAUUACAAGAGUGACACUUCAGAGGUCGACAUAGAAUAUGUCAGUGCCUGGGAGGAGGCCACGUUGCUCUACACCGUCAAACCGCAGCUGUAUUCGCCUACAAACAAUCCCUUGAACAGCACAUACCAACGAGAGUCGUGGAACGAUACAAGUACCUCAUUUGACGAGGAUAUUCACGAGUGGUCCUUCGUAUGGCUGCCUGACAUUGUCCACUAUGGCCUCGACAAUAACUACUCGAGGUCCAUCACCACAAAUGUGCCCAAGGCACCAGGCCGUCUCGCCUUGAGUCAAUGGUCCGACGGCAACUCCAACUACUCUCUGGGGCCUCCGACAAAGGACAGCACUGUCGCCGUUACUUUUCUCUGGGCUGUAUACAACGACACAAAUGCCAAACCACUCGCAUGUAAAAAGACGGGUGAGGCAUGCACCAUCACAAAUGGUGUCUUCAAAUCCAUCACCGCCUCAGGGAACAACGGCGACAAUGAUGACUCAGGGUCUACAUCAGUUAUCUUGGAGAACUCUGCUCACCUCGCCGGUCCAGCAGCGUCUGGCUGGCUUUUUACUUUGUUAUUCUUUGUUUGGUUUAAUUGGCAUCGUUACCUGUAG
Fusarium odoratissimum NRRL 54006 is the source of this 969-nucleotide messenger RNA. RefSeq lists its product as uncharacterized. Lineage: Eukaryota; Fungi; Ascomycota; Sordariomycetes; Hypocreales; Nectriaceae. The record is from RefSeq and is a predicted model, not a curated record. Gene Ontology annotation, biological process: carbohydrate metabolic process. Gene Ontology annotation, molecular function: hydrolase activity, hydrolyzing O-glycosyl compounds. The coding region runs from base 1 to 969 and encodes 322 amino acids. The transcript has a single exon.